This is a messenger RNA of Diatraea saccharalis (sugarcane borer), 1645 nucleotides long. Lineage: Eukaryota; Metazoa; Arthropoda; Insecta; Lepidoptera; Crambidae. The record is from the annotation of a GenBank genome assembly.
UUUCACGCCCGUGAACAGAACACUUAGUAAUAGCAUUUGUUAUAUUUUUAUGUCUGUUCUAAUACUAUUUAAUGUCCAGUAAAAUGUGGUCAAUACUGUUGGGAGUGGUGACCCUAGCGUCGUUGAGUGCCGCGUGCACUCCCAGUGUGACAACAGUGAGUGGUACCCACGCGCCUGUCACAGUCUGCUCGGGGGCACUCAUCUUUGCUGACGACUUCUACGACUUGGACUUGGAGAAAUGGCAACAUGAGAACACGCUUUCCGGUGGUGGAAAUUGGGAAUUCCAGUACUACAACAAUAACCGUACCAACUCGUUCGCAGACAACGGUGUUCUAUACAUUAGGCCUUCUCUCACAUCUGAUCAGUUCGGAGAAAAUUUCUUGAGUAGUGGCAACUUGAACAUUGAGGGCGGCGCUCCAGCAGACAGAUGUACUAACCCGCAAUGGUUUGGUUGCGAGCGUACAGGAUCACCAGACAAUGUCCUCAACCCAAUCAAGAGCGCGCGCCUCCGCACUGUAAACUCUUUCAGCUUUCGAUAUGGAAGAGUUGAAGUGAGAGCUAGAAUGCCAGCAGGGGAUUGGCUUUGGCCAGCAAUUUGGUUAAUGCCAGCGUAUAAUUCUUAUGGAACUUGGCCUGCAUCUGGGGAGAUUGAUUUGGUAGAAUCACGUGGCAACCGUCACAUGUUCAGUAAUGGCCUUCACAUCGGCACACAGGAGGCCGGCUCUACUCUCCAUUAUGGACCGUAUCCUGCCCUCAAUGGAUGGGAGCGAGCCCACUGGUUGAGAAGAAACCCCGCUGGCUAUGACAGAGCAUUCCAUCAAUAUCAACUCGAAUGGACCCCAGAUUUUAUAAGAUUCAGUAUUGACAACGUGGAAUUAGGCAGAGUUACACCUCCCAACGGUGGAUUCUGGGAAUUCGGUGGAUUCAACCAUCAUAACGUGGAAAACCCAUGGCGUUUCGGUAGCAAAAUGGCACCUUUUGACCAGAAGUUUUACUUAAUAAUGAACGUGGCUGUAGGAGGCACUAACGGCUUCUUCCCUGAUGGUGUUGCCAAUCCAACUCCUAAACCAUGGUGGAAUGGUUCACCAACGGCUUCAACUGACUUUUGGCGCGCGCGAAACAAUUGGCUCCCAACUUGGAACCUCAACAUAAACGAUGGAAGAGACGCAUCUCUACAAGUCGACUAUGUGCGCAUUUGGGCUCUUUAAAACUACUGAAAACGUUUAAUAAAAGCAGACUUUAACAAAAAUAGUUUUUAUUUUCUUUCAUUCUUACAGCACUUUUUUAAAUUGCCCCGAAAUGCCAAACGAAAUGGGCAACCACAUCUAUUAACAAAUACUCUGAUACUUUCACUGACUGACUGACAAAACAAUAAGUUUUAUUAUAUUAUUUGUAAAGGGCAUAAUUUCAUUUUUGUUGUCUUGUACUUAAGAGUUUCUAUCUAUUCUCAGUCCAUAUGGUAAAAACGUGGGCUCAUGUACUGUGGAGCUUUGUUACUUGAUAACGGGGUUGAUGUCGUCAUCAUGUAGGAUGGGAUUUGUCUUCUUUUGUCGGGGAAAGGACUUACACGCGAGUAAUAUCUUCUUUCUAUAACCUGCAACAAAAAAUAGCCAUAAUAUAUAAGCGAGUAUCUAGAAUCAAAAAC